Messenger RNA from Paramecium octaurelia, 536 nucleotides. The record is from the annotation of a GenBank genome assembly. Lineage: Eukaryota; Ciliophora; Oligohymenophorea; Peniculida; Parameciidae.
UUUUUUUUCUUCAAAUAUAUGAAGAAUUUUGAUGACGACCGAAAUAUGAAGAACACUGAUGCUGCUAUUAAUUUAAGUUCAAAUAAGAGUGAAAUAAUAAUACACCAAAAUCGAAUUACAAAGACAAUUAAGCAUUUUCUUGAAUAAACAUUUAUAUCCUAAAGUAUUACCAUAAAUCCAUCAAAAAAACAAUUCAUGAAUUUCGAUGUAUAUUAAGAUAUAAUGAGUCACGUUGCCAAUUAAAUUAACUAAUAAGACAUGAAUCUAAUAAUGAGCUUAUAAAACAUGAUCGAACAACAAUAGAGUAGAUUGCCAAACUACAUAAUAAAGCACUCAAUUGUUAUUGAAAAUAAUGAGAAAUAAUAACAAAGAAUACUAGAGUAGAUAGAAGACGUAUUGGUUAAUAUGAGCGAAAGAAUUGAGCAGAUAUGCAUUACUACAUAUUUUGAAGGUGAUCAUGAUUUAGAUAGCCAGCUCUAAGCUGUACUUAACUAAUAUGAGGAAAUAAUUCAUGAAAUUGAAUGACUUAAUAUCUG